Daucus carota subsp. sativus is the source of this 612-nucleotide messenger RNA. RefSeq names its product arogenate dehydratase/prephenate dehydratase 1, chloroplastic-like. The transcript has 7 exons. Gene Ontology annotation, molecular function: prephenate dehydratase activity; arogenate dehydratase activity. NCBI's taxonomy places the organism in Eukaryota, Viridiplantae, Streptophyta, Magnoliopsida, Apiales, Apiaceae. Gene Ontology annotation, biological process: L-phenylalanine biosynthetic process. Gene Ontology annotation, cellular component: cytoplasm; chloroplast. The coding region runs from base 1 to 612 and encodes 203 amino acids. The record is from RefSeq and is a predicted model, not a curated record.
AUGGAUAGGAAAAAUGAAAAAGUUGUUGUGGCUAUGGGCACUCUAUUCCCAUCAAACAAUGAAGGGUCACCUUUGUUCCCUAAACCACAUUGUUUGGUCCAGCUUAUAGUAUCAUAUAAGCAAGAAACCACUGGUCUUGUAAUUGGUACCGCCGAAGACCACACUGGUGUAAUCGGAAGUGAAAAAGCUGUUGGAUUAUAUAACUUGCACGUAGUUGCAAGAGGAAUCCAGGACGGGAAUAAGGGAAGUAUUACCCGUUUCUGGAUACUAGCUAGAGAUCCUAUAGUUCUUACAAAUGACGGGUCCUUCAAAACGAGCCUUGUAUUCACUCUGCGAGAAAGCCCUAAAGAUGUGCAUAAAACCCUUUCAGUAUUUGCAACCAGUAAAACAUUUAAGCUCACAAAGGUUGUGAGCAGGCCUCAAAGAAAUAUACUACCGAAUGUGGCUGAUAGAUCCCCUGAAGGGUGCUUUGAUUAUCUCUUUUAUGUUGAUUUUGAAGUCAGGGAAGAGUCAGAUGUAGAGUAUGUUGUCACAAAACUUAAGGAUUUCGCUACAUCGGUUCGUAUACUUGGAUCAUAUCCAAUAAUAGAAGUGAACAAUGGUGCUCGAUGA